AUGUUCUUGUUAUUACUAUCAAUACUGAUUCCCACUGUUUGCUCGAUACUACAAGUGCAGAGAAAUGAAAGAAGAUUUUACGAUCAAUUAGAUGGUUUAUGGACAUUUGUAAGAGAGGAAAGGAAUUCACCUUCCGUAGGCAUAAAACAUAAGUGGCAUUUAUACGAUUUGUCACAAUUUGAGAACGCGACUGUAAUGCCGGUUCCGGCAGCUUACAAUGAUCUAACAGCGGAUCGGCAAGUACGUGAACAUGUCGGUUGGGUGUGGUAUCAGCGUAAAUUUUUCGUCAGCGUACGCGAUAAAUCUUAUCGGCAUUUUCUCCGUUUCUCUAGUGUACAGUAUUACGCCGUCGUCUUCAUAAACGACAAAAUUGUUGGCAUUCACGUCGGUGGUCAUUUACCAUUUGAAAUUGACAUCACAAAUCACGUUUUGUUCGAUAAUGAAAAUCGUCUCACCGUAGCAGUGAACAAUACGAUGACCUCAGGAACAAUACCGCCCGGUGAAUUUCGAUACAUUCAAAAACAGCGUGGUGAAAGUAAACAAUAUUCCGAAGGAUUUUUUAAGCAAACAUGGAAUUUCGACUUCUUCAACUAUGCCGGAAUACUACGACCCGUAUAUAUCACGAGAAAACCAUUUACAUACAUUGACGAUAUUAGUAUCAAGGCUGAGGCAAAUGGAUCUUUCGCCUAUAGAAUAAAUACCAUAUCGAGUAGUCAAUUGGGAACGAUUCAGGUGACAGUAAUGGAUGGCUAUGGUACCGUGAUAUUUGAAAGUAAUCGAUAUUAUUACACUGGCCACAUCAAUAAUAUCCGGCCAUGGUGGCCUCGUGAUAUGGGAUUUCCCGUCUUGUAUAACUUCGUGGUUCAAUUAACAAUCUCAGGUAUUUUAAUCGAUGUGUAUCGUUUGUGGUUUGGUUUCCGCACCGUAAGUAUUUCGAAGGAUCAAACUUUCAUAAAUGGAAAACCAUUUUAUUGUCAUGGUUUUGGUAUGCAUGAAGAUUUUGAACUUCAUGGCCGUGGUUAUAAUCCAGUAGUAAUGAUCAAAGAUUUGAAUAUGCUCGAAUGGAUGAAUGGUAAUUGCUAUCGUACAUCACACUAUCCCUACAGUGAAGAAAUGGCUUCCGAAGCUGAUCGUCGUGGUAUUGCUGUUAUCACCGAAACACCCGCCGUUGGAUUAAGGCAAGUUCACCAAAACCAAUUGUUGCAUGCAGAAAUAAUACGUGAAUUGAUUGAACGUGAUCGAAAUCAUCCAUCAACAAUUAUGUGGUCAUUAGCUAAUGAGCCGACGUCUAGUGAUCCAGCAGCUCGAUCGUAUUUCAGUGAACUCAUCAAUCUGACGCGGACAAUUGAUCCAACUCGACCUGUUACAGCUGUACUGGCAGCAAGUUUCGAUGCUGACCAAGUAGCUGAUCUACUCGAUGUAAUUUGUAUCAAUCGGUAUUUUGGCUGGUACAUUGAUACCGGUUAUUUGGAAACCAUUAAUCAUAGUUGGAUAUUUGAAGUGAACAAUUGGAAAUUAAAAUACAAUAAACCAAUAAUUGUGUCAGAGUAUGGUGCGGAAGCGCUGCCAGGUUUAAAUCAAGAGCCAAGUCGUGCCUUUAGUGAGCAGUAUCAGCAAGAACUGUUAAAACAAACACAUCAUGCAUUCGAUAUAUUGCGGAAGAAUCAUACAAUUGCUGGUGAAAUGGUUUGGAAUCUGGCUGAUUUCAUGACAGCUGAUGGUGUGACACGCGUAGUGGGCAACCAUAAAGGAGUGUUAACACGUAAUCGACAACCCAAAAUGGCGGCUUAUAUUUUGAAAAGUCGUUACAAAGAUUUGGAAAAAAAAGUGAAUUAUUUGAAGUAA
Acanthocheilonema viteae is the source of this 1845-nucleotide messenger RNA. The record is from the annotation of a GenBank genome assembly. NCBI's taxonomy places the organism in Eukaryota, Metazoa, Nematoda, Chromadorea, Rhabditida, Onchocercidae.